GGUUUUAAAAGCCUUUUGAAAAGUCAGAUCGCAAUUAGACGUUUCUGGCUAACACAAGCCUCAACAACAGUAUCGGAAAAAUUGUUUAACUAAUUAAGUUUAAAAAAUAAUAUAGUUAUAUAAAGUGAAGAAAAUAUAGUUCAGCAAUGCCUAAAUAUUAUUGCGAUUAUUGUGAUACCUACCUAACUCACGAUUCGCCUAGUGUGCGAAAAACUCAUUGCACUGGCCGGAAGCACAAGGAUAACGUAAAAUUUUACUACCAGAAAUGGAUGGAGGAACAGGCGCAACAUUUGAUUGAUGCCACAACGGCGGCCUUCAAAGCAGGCAAGAUUGCACAGAAUCCAUUCACUGCGGGACCUCCGAAGCCAAAUGUUGCUAUUCCGCCGCCCCAACUAGGAAUGCCUGCCCGACCCGGGCUCAUCCCUGGUAUGCCAGCGGGUGCCCCACCGCUUAUAAUGGGACCAAAUGGCACUCCGCUUGGUCCUGCGAUGGGACCAAUGGGAAUGCGGCCACCUAUGAUGAUGCCAAUGGGUAUGCCCCCGAUGGGAAUGGGAAUGCGUCCCCCAAUGAUGAAUGCUCCUCCACCGCAGUUAGGCCAGAAAUCGUGAACUGCGAAUUAAUUUAUAGUUUACUAUGUAAGUUGUAGUAUUCUUAUGAACACGGCAUUAAAUGAUUUUGUUAAGAAGCA
This is a messenger RNA of Toxorhynchites rutilus septentrionalis, 688 nucleotides long. RefSeq names its product U1 small nuclear ribonucleoprotein C (gene snRNP-U1-C). Lineage: Eukaryota; Metazoa; Arthropoda; Insecta; Diptera; Culicidae. Bases 147 to 608 code for a protein of 153 amino acids. The record is from RefSeq and is a predicted model, not a curated record. The transcript has 3 exons. Gene Ontology annotation, molecular function: zinc ion binding; pre-mRNA 5'-splice site binding. Gene Ontology annotation, biological process: mRNA splicing, via spliceosome; spliceosomal snRNP assembly; mRNA 5'-splice site recognition. Gene Ontology annotation, cellular component: U1 snRNP; nucleus.